This is a messenger RNA of Pipistrellus kuhlii (Kuhl's pipistrelle), 2865 nucleotides long. It is a transcript of the gene RIPPLY2, whose product is annotated as ripply transcriptional repressor 2. Gene Ontology annotation, biological process: embryonic pattern specification; negative regulation of transcription by RNA polymerase II. Bases 1018 to 1395 code for a protein of 125 amino acids. The transcript has 4 exons. NCBI's taxonomy places the organism in Eukaryota, Metazoa, Chordata, Mammalia, Chiroptera, Vespertilionidae. Gene Ontology annotation, cellular component: nucleus. The record is from RefSeq and is a predicted model, not a curated record.
CAGCUCUAAUAUUUAAAACAUUUUGGAAAAAUAUGGCAUUUAUAUAUCAUCUCUCCUUUGAAACACGACACUUAUCACACUUGAGGAACCUCUGUAGUGCCUGAGGGGUGAUUUAAACAAGAGAAACAGGUCACAGAGAAGUUGACUAACUUGCCCCAUAUCAUAGCUUUCAAGAUAUCAUUAUCAUUCUAUGCAUACUCUGCCCCCACAAAAUAAUUUUCUAAUUAUCAUUGAGUGACAAACUGCCAACUAGAGACAGAAUUCUAUAGGUAAAACUCAAGACUUGUCAUCAGGGGACAAAUAAUAUGUUGGGAAAUUUCACGACAUUGUAUUAUGACUUCUAUUUCUGGCCCUUUGGUUAGAACAUUUAAGGUUGUACCAUUUAUCUCUUCUGAAUUUCGUAUUAAUCUUCAAAUAAUAAUAGGCAGAUGUAUGAACACAGAUAUUCUUUUUAUAAGGGGCCCAUUCAUUCACCCAUCUUGUAUCAUGCUGGAAAGAGAAGUUAAGGCCAUUCCUUUCUAUGCAUUCGCCUUCCAUUUUUCCAGCACGGGGUGCAGAACUCGUUUCAUUUGCCCAAGGCCAAAAAGCCUGGAGACUUGGGUGAGCCAAGCAUUCAUUACCAGCCACUUGGCCCAUUUGCAGAAAUACACAAAACGUGUAGAAUCCCUUAAUUUUAUCCCCUCCUAAUCUUUUCACUUGGAAAUGGGCUGCUCGGGCGAAUGUUGUUUUUCUCUCCGGAGCCAUGUGUGAAAGAGCGAUUAACACUCGCUCGACAAACCCCUUCCCGGGCCAUUUGGGAGCUGCACCACGCGUUCACACCCGGGUCCAGCUCGUUUUGCCUUCGCGCGCAGCCUUUUUGUUUUUGCGGCGGCGAUGGGGGCCGAGAGGGGCGGGGAGGGAGCGAACCCCUCCAUGGGCGGCAGGCCUGGGGAGGCUAUAUAAGCUGCGCGGGGCCCGGGCCCGGCUGGUGAAGGAAGGGGCAGGCUUUCCCAGGAGCUGGCAGGAGCCCGCUGCGCCAUGGAGACCGCGGAGCGCGCGCACCGCUGCCGCCUGCAGCCCGCGGCCCCCGACGGCCCCUCGCGCCCCGGGAGCGCGGACUCCGGAUCCGGAGGCUUCUGGAGGCCGUGGGUGGACGCGCGAGGAAAGCAGGAGGAGGAGGAGGAGGGCGCCCCGCACCGCGCCGGGGAGGUGAUGCCCUGGAUGACCGAAGCCUUUGGAAAGCUUUCUCGAUACAGACACCCAGUCAGACUAUUUUGGCCAAAAUCAAAGUGUUAUGAUUACUUAUAUCAAGAAGCAGAAGCUCUCCUGAAAAAUUUUCCAAUUCAAGCCACAAUUUCAUUUUAUGAAGAUUCUGAUAGUGAAGAUGAAAUUGAGGAACUGAUGUGUGAAAAUUAAUCUGAUUAGUUGCUUUUGAUGAUAUAAGCAGUUGUAGGAUUUUAAUUUAGUGUGCAAAUGUAUCAUAAUUCUUUAAAUUUAUUUAUUUGUAUGUAAAUUAUUAAUAAAAUGAAUAUUUUGUAAGUACUAUAGUAGUUGGGCCUUUUUAAAAAAUCCCUACACUGUUAUUAAAUGCUGGAAUUUAAAAGUAUGUGCCAUUUGCAAAUAUCUUGAUUGUACUGUAAACAUUUGGAGCUUACAAAAGAUCAUUUUGAUCUCAAACUAGGAAGUUUAUCUUCAGUAAUAAUUUUGUAAAUAUUUAGUUAUAUUUUUGCAUAGAAUAACAAUAUUUUAAAACUAAAUCUUGUAACAUCUACUAUUUCCUAUUGAUUUCCAUUGGAUAUUAUAGUUACAGAUGAAUAUUAUUUGAUAAUGAAGAAAAUCACCUUAUGUCCCAAUUACAAUUAUUGUUAUGUAUUUGCUAGCAGAUGGUGAAUAGCAUUUUAAAUCAUUGUCUGUAAUUGAGAAUGGUAAUUAGUAUCAGGACUAUUAAAUUUUAGGCAUUUUAAAGGAAUGAUGAGUCAAGCAAUUCUCUCUUUAAUACUCUUCUGCUGUCCUUAAAUCCAAUAGUAAAAUAGCAUGGGUGUUCAAUACUUAUGGCAGUACAUUGAGGAAUACUCAAAAUUAAAAUGAUUAAAUGGGCAUUACUUAAAUGGAGUCUAAAAAGGGCAGCCGAAAGGUCAGAGUUUGAUAGUAUUUUUUCUACUUUCUGUCCAAGGGAGAAUUUGGGCAGAUAAGAAACAUUCUCCAACAAUAUCACUUUCCUUUGCUCUAGUUUUCUGCUCUGAUAUUUUCAUGAAAUUAUUUUCUUAUGGAAAGAGAAAUAAGAAAUUCUCAGUGAUUAUUGUUUUAAUGUAGAUUUAUAGAAGAAUACAAUUAUUUUAAUGUGAGAGAAAAAGAGUACUUUGCAAGGUAAAGGUAACAGAAUAAAUUAUAGAAAUGAAUGAAGUUCCUUUUAGCUCAAAUACAAUUUUUUUCACAAUAUACAUUUCAAUUGCAAAUAAAGAAUGUUUCUGCGAUAUUUCAGAAUGAUAAUUAGCAGAGGUAAAGGUCUGUGAUUGGUUAUAUAUCUAAGAAAUGCCUCUUACUUGAAUGGCUACUUAUAUCCCCUCACUUUCUUUUCUAAUUGAAGAAAAAAAAAUAACAGACAUUAAUUUACAGGCACUUUAAAAACAAGGCAAUUAAAAUAGGGCAAGUUCAAACCAUAGUUCACACUCAGGAAAAAUUAUUAAUGGAAUAAGGAUGUGGAGAGUUAUUUAGAACUAUAUUUCUUCUGAAAACUUUCUCCCUUCACUGCAUUCUGUCCUCAGGAUGUGUGUGUUCCCCAAGGAAAAUACACACCAGGUCUCCAAUCUGAAACCUUGAGGUUUAAAGACUUUUUUUUGUUUGCGUACUUGGUGUUUGUGCUUCUCAUCAAUAUGUUGGAAUAGA